Serendipita indica DSM 11827 is the source of this 3873-nucleotide messenger RNA. The record is from the annotation of a GenBank genome assembly. NCBI's taxonomy places the organism in Eukaryota, Fungi, Basidiomycota, Agaricomycetes, Sebacinales, Serendipitaceae.
AUGGAGGAAGAAGAAAGACAUAAACCUGCGCUCCAAGAGCCUCGUGGAGCACGCGCGUUCAGGAUCUUGAAUAUCCCGUCCCAAGCCGAAGAACACGAUGUCAAAUGGGCAGUCUCUACAGCCUACCACAAGGCUAUCGCAGAAAAUGGAUCACGCCGUAAACCAGCAGACGACGAUGAGGCCACGAGACUCUUGAGCGUCUCGAUUACCCUUCACAAGAGAGACGACUCUAGUGGCCGUCUUAUGCCAUUUGGCUCACUUCUUGUUCCAGACUGGGGUGGCCUCUUCUCUUGGUACACCAAACAAAACCACAUCUAUGUUCCAUUUUAUCCGGACUGGAACGACAGGGAGACAGUUGAGCAUCAAGCUCUCGUGUUCCAAGUUGACCGCAAAAGAAGAUGGACGGCUGCCGACAUCAGCAACCUGAAGACGAUGCCAUGGCAUGACCCCAGGUUGGAAAAGGAGCACAACGACCGUCUCGAAAAACUUCGACACAGCUGUCAAGUGUCUGAGAUCGCCUUCGGUUUCGACCACUGGCACAUUAAGAACAAGACGCCCAUGCAUCGAUUCUGCGUAGAAUGGUGCGCGAAGUUCUCCGGAACUAUUCAUUCUAGGGCAGAUUUAGAGUUCCAAGAUGCAAUCAAUACGGUGGUCGUAUCAUACGGAAACCCGCAGGAAUUUACACGCUCGUUCAUUAAACUGCGGUAUGAAAACAUCAGAUCAAUUACCGUCAAGGAUCUCACUCUCAUCAUAUCUCUGUAUACUGCGCCCAUCCUGGAACACGGUGCAAUGAGGCAUAAUGAGCAGAGCUACGACAACGCUACUCCUAGAACUCGUCUCAUCGGAUUAAACGAGCAGCACAAACGGGUGAUCUCGAUUUGCCCAAAAAAAUUACGCGUCUCGCUCUACUCCUCCGGCAUACUUAGCAUCUUCAAACAAAUGGCACAGGUCGUCGGUCUUCCUUUCCUGAAACCGUCUGUUUAUCUUGACAAUGAUGACGGAUUGGGAUCACUGUGGCACCGGGGGAAACGUACGAAGAUCAACCCAGGAGACUACCUCGACUGGCUCAGUGAUCGCGCUAUGAAGGAAUUAGACGAUAAAUGGUUGGCCCGGUUUCCACUCCGAGUUUCUUUUCAAGUCGCCGCACUUUUGAAGAACGGUCUUCUGAACCCGAUUGAUAUCGAGACAAUGUGUUCAAUCGUGCACAGGAUACUCAAGACAAGCCAACGGUCUGAACAACAGAUUUCUGACCUUUUAUAUCACUUCUCCCAAUCGAUCCCCGCAUGGACGUUUCAGGAACUUACGACAAAGACACUAGAGGAGCGCUUCGCAGCAUUUCAGAACGAAUUCUGGAAACGAAAGACCGACUUUUCGAAAGACCUCCCUCCGGGUUGGUAUUGGGCGUGCUCAGUUACGAUAACGCCUACGACCAUGAGACUAGAGGGGCCCCAUCACGGCCAGUCCAAUGGAGUAAUCCGACGGCACGUCACUUCCCCCCCCAAUUUACAAGAAACUCACGACGUUUUUCUGUUCAGAUAUGUCGAACACUCAGAACACUUCCUCAGAGUCAACUUUACAGACGAAGAGCGUUUACAAAUACGAUGGGAUCGUGACGUGGACGGAACCUCAUUCGUCAGGGAGCGAGUGGGCAAUUUCCUAAAGAACGGCUUUGACAUUGGUGGCCGACACUUUGACUUUCUCGCAUACAGCAAUUCUGGUCUCAGAGAGCACUCAAUGUGGUUUGUUGCGCCAUUUCGGGACCGCUACAACAACCAGGUCAAUGCAGAGAUUAUUCGAAACCUUAUCAUGGACAUUGAACUGCAGAAAGGUGGCGAUACCGCGGAGUUCAAGUUGGAGAAACAACCUGCCAAAUUCGGUGCCCGACUCGCACAGGCGUUCUCGACCACCGAACCUGCUAUCGAGCUCAAAGAAGAUGAAGUGGAAAUCAAGGAGGACAUUAUGGUGGAUCCAAAGUUUACUAAGUCUGAUGGACCAAAGACGGCCACAGAGUUUACAGACGGCUAUGGAUGCAUGUCUCUUGCCGUUCGAGACGAGAUAUGGAGGGCUCUUAACCCGGGGGUGAACCCAUUGCCCAUCCCUGCGCCGGCGGUUCGACUGGGGGGCGCAAAAGGCGUACUUGGAAUUAAUCCCACUCUCGAGGGACGAAAGGUCGUCCUUCACAGGUCUAUGGUCAAGUUCAAGAGCAAAGACUACGGAUUGCACAUUGCAUUCAAGUUUGAUCACCCACUCAAACUCUUUUUGAACAGACCGCUUAUUGCUAUUCUGGAGCACCUUGGCGUCCAGAUUGACUGGUUCAAGCGUCUCCUCGUCAAUGCACAGAGUAAAAUGAACAGCACACUCCUUAGCAUCGAUGAGGGCGCCGCCGAGUUUUUUGAAUCAAGACGGCUUGGCCUGCCAUUUGACCUCCCGCGUAUCCUACGGAGUCUGGAGAAGUAUGAGGUCACGCGUGUAAAGCUCCAGGAAUACGAUCAUCCAUUCAACGACUUUUGGUUGCGUUGUCUGGAUGUUGCAAAGGCGCACAUUGACCGCGAACUCAAGUACAAGGCGCGCAUUCCUGUACCUUUUGGCUGCUCGCUCGUUGGCGUGCCCGAUGUACAUAUGGAACUGGAGGCCGACGAGGUUUAUAUUUGCAAACAGGAGCGCGACAGGGAACCUAAAUGGUUCCCAGAAAAGCCAGGAUACGUUUACAUCACGCGCAGCCCCUCGAUUCAUCCAGGAGACGUCCAAAAAUUCAAGGCCAAACACCCACCAAGGGGCUCGGUUUACUACAACCAUCCGGUUGUCAACGCAGUCGUAUUCUCUUGUAAAGGGGCUCGACCUCCAGCCAGUAUGCUUGGGGGAGGCGAUGUAGACGGUGACUUGUUCCAAAUCAUUCCGGAGAAACCCGACUUCAAGCUAGAAGUCGGACCGCCAGCAUCGUAUGAAGUGGAAGAUACACUGACCCUGGAACGCCCUACGACUAUCGAAGACAUUGCCGACUUUGUGGUAGAGUACAUUAACUCUGACAAGAUGGGCCUCGUGGCCAUCCAGCAUCUCAUACUGGCUGAUCAAUCAAACUCGGGUUUGCAUGACCCAAAGUGCCUUAAACUGGCCGAGUUACACUCGAAGGCUGUCGACUUUGCAAAAUCAGGCAAACCUGUCUCAUUCCAGGAUCUCCCAAAGCGUUAUUUUCCGUAUACUCCUGAUUUUCAGCACAAGGAAACCAGGUUCGAUGAUCAGACAAGCUACUACGAGUCACCCAAGGCGCUCGGCGUACUCUACAGAAUGAUUAAACACAUUCGCGAGGUACCAGAACGCGACAAAAUUGUUUAUGACCCAACCUUUGACCCUGUCGAGCACCCGAUCACUCACGCACUCCUCUUCAUCGGCAGACCAUAUUGCCCCUCGAUUCAAGAUGCCUUGGUACACAAGGAGCGAGUCAUGCGUACAUUUUACGAAUAUGCUCGGGAGCUGAAGAGCAUACGCAGAAUAUACACGAUCGGUCGUACCCCGUUGACAGAGGAAGAAGUAGUCAUGGGGACUAUCCUCCAAGCGUCUUCGCAAACCAAGCGACGAGACGACAUGGCCUCCAAAGUACGCGACGUUGCGGGUAUGCUCGUCGACCAAGUCCGUCACGCAUUCCAGGGUUGCCGUGAGGAUCCGCUUCGAGACUGGUUCGCUCGCGCACUCUGUGCUUGGUAUUGCUCAAUGUUGCACUCUACUGGGUACAAUGAGAGCAAGAGAGCCGAUGAGCAGGAUUGGCGCACGGCGCAGUGCAGCUUUGGCAUGGUGGCACUUAGGAGUGCAUUCGAAGCGUUUGAUGUGCUCACCAAGCGUCGACCAGAUUUGCGACGAAGUCGUGAGGCAUCUUAG